Molecule: messenger RNA, 3195 nt
Organism: Salvelinus fontinalis (brook trout)
Lineage: Eukaryota; Metazoa; Chordata; Actinopteri; Salmoniformes; Salmonidae
Product: oocyte zinc finger protein XlCOF6.1-like
Exons: 2
Coding region: 228-1436 (402 amino acids)
Biological process (GO): negative regulation of transcription by RNA polymerase II
Molecular function (GO): DNA-binding transcription repressor activity, RNA polymerase II-specific
Source: RefSeq, a predicted model, not a curated record
UUCUUCAACAACUGCAGCCACCUCGGUAGCUCGCUAGCCAACAAAGUCGGAACAUUCAAGUUCUUUAGACAAUUUCGUGGUUUAUUUGCCACUAUGAUUUAAACAUACUUAUGUGGGAACAACUAGCUACUCCAUUUAAUUGAAUAUUUACGUUGGAAGUCAACUAGCUGGCUGGUUAAGUUAACACUCGUCUAUUCGCUAAUGCUAACUAACUAUUAUCUCCGACCAUGAGUUCACUAAGCUACUCUCCUCCUGCUAAAGACGAGGCGGUCUGCUGGACGGAGAAAGAAGCUCUCGUGAAAGAGGAGGACGAAGAGGUGGCUAUUACAAUACACAAACAAGUAGAGGGUGAGGCUGUUACAGUGAAAGAAAAAGAAAAAGACGCCUUCAGAGUGAAAGAGGAGGAGGAGGAUGUUACAGUGAAAGAAGAGGAAGAAGAUGCAGUUUUUGGAGUGGAGGAUGAAGUGAAAGAAGAUGAAGACGUUUUUGGAAUGAAGGAUGAAGAGGGGGAGAUUACUGUCACAUUAGAGGACGAAGAAGAGAAGACUGGAGAUCUGAUUAACACCAGUAAAUACAGAGAGAGAAGUGACUAUCGAGGAUCCUCUGGGGAGCCUCAACAACCUCAUGAUGCUGACGAGGCAAAGAAAAGUCUCAAGAAACACCCGCGGAGACCCACAAGGAAGAAAACUCACCGCUGCUCUGACUGUGGGAAGAGUUUUGUUUCUUCAGGACAUUUAAAAUCACACCAGAGAACACACACGGGAGAGAAACCUUAUAGUUGUGCUCAAUGUGGGAAGAGAUGCACUCAGUCAACAGACCUUAAAAAACAUGAGAGAAUACAUACAGGAGAUAAACCUUAUAGCUGCUCUGACUGUGGAAAGAGUUUUGUUUUUUCAGGACAGUUAAAAUCGCACCAGAGAACACACACGGGAGAGAAACCUUAUAGCUGUGCUCAAUGUGGGAAAAGAUUCACUCAGUCAACAGACCUUAAAAAACAUGAUAGAAUACAUACAGGAGAGAAACCUUACAGCUGCUCUGACUGUGGACAGAGUUUUGUUUUUUCAGGACAGUUAAGAUUACAUCAGAGAACACACACAGGAGAGAAUCCUCAUAGAUGUUCUCAAUGUGGGAGGAGUUUUACUCAGUCAAGCAGCUUGAUAGUACACCAGAGAACACACACAGGAGAGAAACCUCAUAGCUGUGAUCAAUGUGCGAAGCGUUUUGUUUCCUCUAGCACUCUGACUACACACCAGAGAACACACACGGGAGAGAAACCUUAUAGCUGUAAUCAAUGUGGGAAGAGUUUUUCUCAGCCAAACGGCCUGAUAGUUCACCAGCGAGUACACACAGGAGAGAAACGUCAUAGCUGUGAUCAAUGUGACAAGAGAUACUCUGAUAAAAGAUCUCUGAUCAAACAUUGGAAAACACAUACAUGAAGGAGUUGUUUCAUGAUAUCAAUGAAUUAAUGUCACAAUGUAGAAUGUAAAUGUAAAUGCAUCACUCUAAAAUGUAGCUGACUGUCUUCUGCAGGUUAUCCUCUAAUCAGUGAGGUAAAAUAUAUCUCACAUUUCCAUGUGUUUUUUUCAAAAGUUGUGUUAUUUUCAACAGCACAUACAACCUGAUUUCCCCACUAAUUGAUAUCAGUGAUUUAUUGUGAUUUAUGCAGCCAACUGACAAUUUUUGGGUACAAUUAUAUUGACAUUGUUGCCCUGCUUUUAGAAUAUCAGGGGUAAUUUUCUGAUGUGCCAACUCAAAUGUACUAGAGCAUGACAUUGGGGACUGGGCCCCGAACCAACAACAGUGAACCCUGAAAAGAGAGAGAAGCUCCGCAGUGAGGUGAAAAGUUACUACGGAUAUUGCAGGAGUUUCCUUUUGAAAUCAGACAUGUCCGUGGUAAGGGCAACUUGGUUGGUGAUUGUCUCAAGGGUGGGAAGUCAAAAAGUUUCUUGUUUUGCGUUUAGGCAGUGAGUUGCCAUGGAUGACAAUUUAUUUCGACUGCACGUUUUUCCUGUAUUGGAGAUUAGUUUAGUUUGGGCUCGUUCCAAGGGGACGAGAGUUCUAGAAGCUAGUGAGUUUUAGGAAGACGAGAGUUCUAGAAACGAGUAGGGGAAAAAUACUUUUUUUCUUCUUUUUAAUUUUUGACAGCCAGUAGACGCCAUGUUUAUAUUGGUGAAGGUGAAGCAUUGUAGUUGAUUAUAAUGUGAAAUUGUUGUUUUCUGUUGGUGGUAAGCAUUCUCUUAAGGUGUUACAGUCUUUGGUUUUUCCCAUUUAUGUUUUGAGGUUUGGAUUUUAGCACGUAUAGCUUGUUAGCAUGUCAGCGCACGGAUUGGAGUCACCUCGUUAGUCAGUAUGUAUUACACCUGUGCUGGCUUGUCCAUCUCGUUAGUGGGAAGGUGUUUCACCUGAGCUGGUCCAGGUGCUAUUUAUGAGUGUCUGGCCCAGUGCUCCAGUUGUCUUGAUAGAUGUGGAGAGUCAACAACUUUAGAUGCGCUACCGUUUUGGUUCGUUUCUUGUUUUUAAGUUUGUUGUGGGUUUUUCUUUUGUUUGCCGCUUCUUGUGCAGAUUUAGUGGGUCUCAUGAUGGGGGACUUUUAUGUCCCAGUUGUUGUUACUAGUCAACUUUCAGUGAACACUGAGAGCAAAAGUACAAGAUUAUGUUAUAAUACUUUUAUUGCAUCAAAUGGUGGUUUUAUGCAACAGAAUAGAGGGGUCUUAUAACUAUUGCGUCUGUGUUCUACUGACGAUGGGCCUCUGGGAGAUAACACUGACAGUAGAUUUACAAUGUCUUUUGAGUGAUAAAACCUAAAGAGACCGCAUUCCAGAGCAUGAGUUAAUGUUUCUGUUCUAUAUGGUAUCAGGGAGAGAUGACCCCAGGGCCAGACCCUGGUCUCUACACAAAGAGUACUGUUUUUACAGCAGAUACUGUCUGCUGAGAAUUAUAACUAUCUUUUAUACAAAUCUUAACCUUGUGACCCAUUCUAUACAUCUGUUGUUCGUCAUUUAGAUUGAAAGGGGUGUAUCUUGGCUGUAAAAGAACUUGGGACUUUUGUCUCAGGGCUCUCAAUGAAUCAUCUGGGGGUGAUUUAUCGACCAGCCAUCGUUAUCGUAGAGCACUCAAUUGAUUCACUUUAUAUGUGUACGUUGUAUUGACUUGCUCCCUUAUUAUUAAGUGAAUAAAGAUUUAGUUUAAGUAUAA